This is a messenger RNA of Aspergillus wentii DTO 134E9, 1290 nucleotides long. RefSeq names its product nucleolar and coiled-body phosphoprotein 1 family protein. The transcript has 2 exons. The record is from RefSeq and is a predicted model, not a curated record. Lineage: Eukaryota; Fungi; Ascomycota; Eurotiomycetes; Eurotiales; Aspergillaceae. Bases 1 to 1290 code for a protein of 429 amino acids.
AUGGCUGUCAAAAUAGGCAAGACCUCAUCCCCUGCGAAGAAGCCACAGGAUGAUAAGAAGUCCAAGGCCAGCAAGGGCUCCAAUGCAGCUCCGGCACAGCUAAUUGCUUCCGUUGCCGCAUUCCUGUCCGAUUCUGGCUUCUCCAGCGCCAGUGAGGCUUUCGCCAAAGAGCAGGAUGUCAAAUCGAUCGUCAAGUCCCAGAAGAAUGUGCCUUCUUUGCUCGAGGUCUUCCAGAAAUUUGAAAGUGAAUCGAAGGAGGCCAGCUCUAGCUCUUCCAGUAACUCGAGUAGCUCCGACAGCUCCGACAGCAGUGACUCGGACAGCGACAGCAGCUCUGACGAUUCCAGCGACUCCGAUGUUGAGAUGGAUGAUGCACCGAAGGCGCAGUCGAAGAAGUCGUCUAGAUCAUCAUCUCUUUCUUCCUCUUCUUCUUCAUCAUCCUCCUCCUCAAGCUCCGACAGCGAUGCCGAUGACGAAGACGAGGAAGAAGCGGCCCCUGCUCCUACCCCUAAAUCCACUGGCGUGAAGCGCAAGGCCGAGUCCUCGUCUUCCGAAUCAGACUCCGACUCCGAUUCCAGCUCUGACUCUUCCUCUGAGGAGGAAGCGCCCAAGAACAAGAAGGCGAAGCUUUCUAAGGCCGAGGAGUCUUCAUCCUCAUACUCUGAUUCUUCUUCAGCAUCGGAAUCCGAGUCAUCAGACAGUGAGAGUGACUCGUCCGAUUCGAGCUCCGAUUCAGACUCCUCUUCGGACCCUGAAUCUGAAUCUGAAAAGGAAAGCACUAAGAAGGCUGAUAAGAAGGCCCUCAAAACUGCAACCAAGACACCCCUCCCUGCUUCUGAAUCUAGCUCUAGCUCUAGCGGAUCUAGCGACUCGUCCUCCGAUUCAUCCUCGGAUGAAGAUUCUUCGGAUGACAAGAAAGACUCUUCGAAGUCGCCCGACAGCAGCAGCACUCUCCAAGGCUCGGAUUCGGAUGCCCAGAAUGCAAACAAGGCUACUCAACAGGUCCAGGAGACCAACUCGUCAAGUGCUAGCCCUGCCCCCGGAAAUGAGUCGUCCAAGAAGAAGCACACCGGUGCCCGACCUACCCCUCUUGCUGCUCUGAGCGAGCUUCCCCACGACCAUCCCUCGAACACUUAUGUCCCCUAUGCCUAUGCGGAGAAAGCAUACAAUGACUUGAUCAUCACUCGUGGAAAGGGCUUCACUAAGGAAAAGAACAAGAAGAAGCGCGGCUCUUACCGCGGAGGUCCCAUUGACAUCACUGGAGGAAAGUCUUUCAAGUUCGACGAUUAG